CCGCGCCUCUAUGGCGGGGUCGGGCCGUGCGGGCGCGGGGCGGCAUGAGCGCGGGAGGGGGCGGCGGCGGCCGGGGCUCGGGGGUCGCGGCGCGCUCCCGGGACGGCAGUCCUGGCGGGGACGGCUUUGCCCCGUCGGCGCUGGGGACCCGAGAGCACUGGGAUUCUGUGUAUGAGCGAGAACUAGAGACCUUCCAAGAGUAUGGAGACUGUGGAGAAAUCUGGUUUGGAGAAGAGAGUAUGCAUCGACUAAUAAGGUGGAUGCAGAAAGCCAAGAUUCCGCUGGACGCUGCAGUGCUUGAUAUUGGAACUGGAAACGGUGUUUUCCUGGUGGAACUUGCAAAAUGUGGUUUCUCUAAUAUUACUGGAAUUGAUUACUCUCCGUCUGCAAUACGGCUCUCGGGACGUGUCAUAGAGAAGGAAGGUUUAGCGAACAUCACAUUGAAGGUGGAAGACUUUCUGAAUCUUCCCACACACCUGUCCGGAUUCCACGUGUGUAUCGACAAAGGGACUUUCGACGCCAUCAGCCUCAGCCCCGACGAUGCGGCGGCGAAGAGGCAGCAGUACGUGAGGGCGCUGGCCCGGGCGCUGGCCGGGAGGGGCUACUUCCUCAUCACCUCCUGCAACUGGACCCGGGAGGAGCUGCUGCAGGAAUUCGGCGAAGGGUUUGAGCUUUGUGAAGAGCUGCCGACGCCCAAGUUCAGUUUUGGAGGCGGCUGCGGGAGCAGCGUUACGGCCCUGGUGUUCCAGAAGACGUGACGAGCCCACGGCCGAGCGCCAGCGUGGCACGGCCAGGUGCCCCAAGCCCUAGUGAGUCCAGGAGACACCUGUCGCAUCGGGCGAGGGCUGAGGGCUUGGGUUAAAACACAGACCCAGCAGUAACGGGCGUCUGACGGAGUGGGCUUUAGAGGUCAGCCGUAAUAAUUUACAUUUCCUUUGUAUUUAAAGUGUAUUUUUCAUUUUCUUUUUUUAAACAAUGUCUCGUAACUGUUGAGCGUUUGGAAGGCUGGGAACGGGCGGCCGGCGAGCCACACCUCGUGUCCUUGCGCCUCCGGGGGUGAGCGCGGCUGUGGGUGCAGCUUCAGCUCGACCUCGUCAGGGCCGAGUAAGGGUUAGAGUUCAUGAGUUGUGGAACGUACAAUAUCGUUUCCGGUUGAAUGGUGACAAUUAAAAAUGUUUUUAUA
Sorex araneus (European shrew) is the source of this 1183-nucleotide messenger RNA. RefSeq names its product EEF1A lysine methyltransferase 2 (gene EEF1AKMT2). NCBI's taxonomy places the organism in Eukaryota, Metazoa, Chordata, Mammalia, Eulipotyphla, Soricidae. Gene Ontology annotation, biological process: peptidyl-lysine dimethylation; peptidyl-lysine monomethylation. Gene Ontology annotation, cellular component: cytoplasm. The record is from RefSeq and is a predicted model, not a curated record. The coding region runs from base 45 to 758 and encodes 237 amino acids. The transcript is spliced from 6 exons. Gene Ontology annotation, molecular function: protein-lysine N-methyltransferase activity.